This is a messenger RNA of Saimiri boliviensis boliviensis (Bolivian squirrel monkey), 993 nucleotides long. Lineage: Eukaryota; Metazoa; Chordata; Mammalia; Primates; Cebidae. The record is from RefSeq and is a predicted model, not a curated record.
AUGGAGCUGCAUAUCCUAGAGCACCGGGGGCGGGUGCUGAGCAUCGCCCGUCCGGGUCUCCGGCUCUACCCCACCCACCCCCUCAUCAGGCUGCUCUUCCUGCCCCGCCGCAGCAGGUGCAAGUUCUUCAGCCUGACGGAGACCCCUGAGGAUUACACGCUGAUGGUGGACGAGGAGGGCUUUAAAGAGCUGCCCCCAUCUGAGUUCCUGCAAGUAGCUGAGGCCACGUGGCUGGUGCUGAACGUGUCGUCUCACAGCGGUGCAGCAGGGCAGGCUGCCGGGGUCACCAAGAUCGCCCUCUCGGUCAUCGAACCACUGGCGGAGCACCACGUGUCUGUGCUAAUGCUGUCCACUUACCAGACUGACUUCAUACUGGUGCGGGAGCGGGACCUGUCCGUGGUGAUCCACCCGCUAGCCCAGGAGUUUGACAUUUACCGGGAAGUGGGCGGAGAGCCCCUGCCUGUGGCCAGGGACCAGUCCAGCAACGACUUUCCCGGCACUCAGCAUGGACCCAGCCCCACGGUGCAUCCCAUCCAGAGCCCACAGAACCGCUUCUGUGUCCUCACACUGGACCCUGAGACGCUGCCAGCCAUCGUCACCACCCUCACAGAUGUCCUCUUCUAUUGGCACAGCACUCCCAAGGAGGCAGCCUCUAGCGGUCCUGAAUCCAGCUCCAUCAAGUUCUUUGCCUUCCCCCUCAUCGAGGGCUCUAUCUCCAUUGUCAUGGAUGCUGAGACACAGAAACAGUUCCCCAGUGACCUCCCGCUGACCAGCUCCUCAGGGGAGCUGUGGAAGACGGUGCUCAUCGGUGGACAGCCCCUGGGUUUGGAUGAAUGGGGCAUCGUGGCACAGAUCGCGGUUCCCCUGGCUGCUGCUGACAUCUCCGCCUACUACAUCAGCACCUUCAACUUCGACCAUGCCCUGGUGCCCGAGGAUGGUAUCAGCAGCGCCAUCGAGGUCCUCCAGCGGCGGCAGGAACGCCUGGCUCCCUGA